GUGGCCGCCGCCAGCCAUCUUGCGUCCGGGCGGGAGAACGUUCGUCACGUCAAGUCGCCAGCGCGCGCGCGCUCGCUCGCCGGCCCGCCCCACCCGGCUCUCAGUUUGCUGCUCUUCAGUGUGGCGAGCGAGCGGAGCGGGACCAAAGACCAACAUCCUCGCCGCGCGGGACAGGGCUGUGCCGCAGGGAAGGGGAAGGAGGACCUGAAGCGCUGGUGUGUUUGGCAACUUCUGCCUCCUCAGCCCGGGUGCCUUGGGCCAGGCUCCAGCAGAAGACUCCGGAAGGUAAGCAGCCCACCCACCGCCCCUUGGUCAGGCUGGAGAUCUUUAAAUAGGGCUUAAUUUGGGGAAGGGGUGAGGUACUAGGUAGGACUGUAGGGGUGGGUGAGGAGGGACCACAUUAGUCCCCUUUCCUUGCCCCCACUGUUGUACAUUUCCUUCCAAGCCCCCAAUAAAGCCUGCUUCUUUAUUUGGGGAGGGGGUGUUAAUUUGUCUCGUGUCUGUGUGCAUUACAGUGCUAUAGACAGCACUGUGUGUGGCUCACAAAACAUAAAUAGGCUACUCUUGAGCCCACCCCUUCCUUUUUAAAAAUACUUGCCGUAAAGGCACUUCUUCUCCCCCCACCGUCAGAGUUAGGGCUUGAAUUAAACACACACAUACACGCAAGAUGCCUGGGAGGGUGAAAGGCAGGAGCAAAGUGGAAGCCAGGGGGAGGGCUGAUGCUGGUCGCGGUGGGCGACGCCAAGAGGGGCCUGCUCCCCGAGGUGUCUCCACUGCUGUGGCUGGGCGCAGGCUCCCCUUUCUGGAGGAGGGUAGUCCUUCAGCACAGCCGCUGGUGGCAGCCGAGCUAGAAUUAGCGGGGAGGUCCUCCCCUGUUGGGGAAGAAGCUCUUCCUGUGGCAGCAGAGGGGGAGGCGACUGUGUUGGCUGCUAGCCCAGCCGGAUCAGUCCCACCAUCCUCCCCACUUUGGAGUUCACCCCGCCAGUCUGAGACUGAGGAGGAGCAGGAGGAAUUCAUUCCGUUUCCUGGACCUUCUCAGCCCCAGACUGAGGGCACCGGCGGCCCCCAGAAGGAACCAGCAGUACCACCGCCACUGAAGCGGGGCCGGACGGGCUCUGGGGGCAGCAUGGUGGCGGACCACUUUGAGCUUGGCCCUCGGGACCCUACCCAUGCUGCCCACACCCACUGUAGGGCACAGGCCAGCCAGGGGAAGAACCCCAAGCGAUUUGCGACAUCGGGAAUACUGAGGCACAUGCAAAGGCGUCACCCGGGGGCCCCUGUUCCUGCUGGCAGCAGUAGGCCUGAGGUGUUCUCAGUGAGUGGCAAGGCUCCUGCCCCCAAGCUGCCUGCAAGGCAGCUGCAGCCAGUGAGCAAACCGUCCGAUUGCCCAAAGCCUCAACUCAUCACCCAGGCCAUUGCUGAGAUGAUUGCUUUAGACGACCAGCCCCUCCAGGUGGUGGAGAACGUUGGCUUCCGCCGGCUGCUCCAACAGCUUGCCCCUGACUAUGAGAUCCCCUCAUGUGCCACCCUCAGCAGGCGGGUGGUGCCCUCCCUGUACCGGGUGUGCAGGGAGGCCGUGUCAGGGCUGCUGCGCAUGGCCGCGCCUGACACAAGCGUGCACUUUGCCGCUGAUCUGUGCACCAGCACCAGCGGGCUGCACGCUUCUUUCCUGUCCCUCGCGGCGCACUGGUGGGGGCAGGAGAGCGAGGGGACACCUGUGGCUGGUGGCGUGGCUAGCCCCUCCCAGGCAGCCAAGCAAAGGUGGGUUCUGCUGCAUGUGGAGGUGUUGGACACAAGCCACACGGCAGAGGAGCUUUCGGUCACCGUGGAUCGCCAGGUGGAGGGAUGGUUGUCUGGGCAGCCAAACCUUCGCCGAGGGCUCAUGGUGACUGGCGAUGGUCUGAACCUAGCGAGGGCAGUCGAGCAGCUUGGGUUUGUGUCCAUCCGCUGUGUGGCGCACACCCUGAACCUGAUCGUGCAGGAUGCGCUUGGCCUUUCCGGGGGCCCUGGGAGUGCGAAGCCCCCGCCUGCUGCCUCCAUGGCUUCUCUUUUCGAGAGGUGCUGCAAUAUAGCCGCUUACUUCCACGAGAGCAAGAAGGGUCGACAGAUGCUCAAGGAGAAGCAGCUUGAGCUGGGCCUGCCUGAGCGCCUGAUCCCCCAGUAUGUUCCGGCCCAGUGGAACUCGGCCUUUCUCUUGCUCCAGUGGCUGCAGGAGCAAGAGCAGGCCCUCCACAGCCUGGCGAGGUGGCACGAUGUGAAAGUGUGCGACCUCUUCAUCAAGGAAUGGAUCCUCCUUUGCGAGGUGGUCUCCACGCUGGAGCCGUUCUUUACCGCCACCAACAACUUGUGCACCGAGGAGGCCAUGCUGAGCCUGGCUUUGCCCGCCGCGUAUUUCCUCGAGAAGACGAUGGGCCAGCUCCAGUCCACGCUGAAGACCCAGGAAGCCGUCGCCUUGGCAGGUCGGCUGAGGACCGGAGUGGUGGAUCGGCUCCGGACGCCCCUGAGUGCCUCGGCAGAGCAUGUCCUGUCCUGCCUGUGUGACCCCAGGAUGAAGGACAGAGCCGUCACCCCCGAUGAGCUGCCCCGCUGGAGGGCCCUCCUGGUUGAAGAGGUUCUGCGAGCCCAGGAGAGGAGGCUGGGGCCCGGCCAGGAGGCGGGUGCUGGAGGGCCAAGUGUGCAGGCCACCCCGAGGAGCAGCAGCAACACCGCCACCGCUUGCCGGUCCAGCAGCGUGGAGUACCCAGGAGGGCCGAGGGAGCCUCCGCAUUGGAGCGAGUGGUUCACUAAGAACUUAUAUAGCGUCUUGCCAGGGUUCCGGGAGUUGUCCACGGGGCCCCGCGGCCAUGCCGAGCGGUGUGUUCAGCAGUACUUCCUGGCGUCGGAGGCCGACCCGGAGACAGAUCCGCUCCAGUUCUGGGCGACACGUCGUCAAGUCUGGCCGGACCUGGCAGCGGUUGCCGAAAGGCUCCUCUCGUGCCCACCCAGCAGCGUCCAGAGCAAGAGGGUCUUCUCCAGGGACGGGGCGACACCCCAUUGCUCAGGCUCCGAGGCCGGCAUGGUGGAGCAGCUGGUCUUCCUGAAGGCCAACCUUCCCCUGCUGGGCUAUCCCGCGCUGGCCAUGGAAGGUGAGUAACUCACAGCCACCCCCACCCACUACAACGCCACUGGCCGUUUGCCCCCCCCCCCGGCUGACCCCCAAACCAAAUGUGUCACAGUCUGCCUGUUAGCGCUGCUGAGACACACACACACAUGCCACUGCCAUGGCCCAUGAUGAGAUGGACUGGCGCCCUGACUCGUGUGUCAGGCUGUCAGCCAGGGCCCAGCACCAACCUGAGGCCAUGGUGUUAUCCAGACACAGGCAGGCAGCAGCGUCACAGGAUAUACCCUGGAGAAGAAGAGAAAAAAAGAGGAGUUCUCAUGGUGAGAGUCGAGAAACGUUGUUUCUGGUCAGACCAGUGGUCUGUCUUCUGACAGCUAAGCUGGCCAGCACAUGGCUGCUCUGCCCUUCUCUGUCUCUGUGGCAGGAAGGAAGGAAGGUUUGAUUUUGUAGUUCUCUCAGCUCUGAGUAUAAUAUGCUGUGUUCUUGCUGCUGUUACUAUUUGUGUUUGUUGGAUCUCAGAUUGACAAAGGCAGAACUUGGGUGCAUGCCUUCCUUGAGUUGUGGUUUGUUUUGUUUGUGAGAUCGUGUUGUGGCAAGAAAUGGACAGUGGCAGGUAUGUGUGUAAUAGUUCAACUUUUGCCAACAAUGUUACUGCAGCACAGGCACUGUGGCUGGCAGUGGUUUCUGGGUCAGUGAUUCAUUUUUGGACUGUGUUCGAAAAGUGUGUUCUGUGUUGGGAGGGGCAGAUUCCCUUCUGCAGUGUGUUUCAAAACAGUUGCAAAAUGCAUUGCAAAACUUGUGUGGCACUCUUGAGUGCUGCUUGUUCCGUCCAUAGGGAACAAUGGAGAAAUGCAAAACACCUCGUUGUUCCCCAUGGGUAGCUCCUAGGGUCACCAAAGUGGGUUGGGUGGUAGGUCAUGAUGGAUGCUGCCUACCCCCCAACCAUUUUAAACAAAUGGUUUAAACCAUUUGUUUAAAAUGGAAUAUUAAGCAAAUGUUUAACUCACAAAUUGCUGUCUGAUAUACUUACAAACAUGUAUAUUUAAGAACAACAACAAAACAAACCUUGUGCACUAACUGAUGGUUUGUUUAAAAGUCACAUGUAGAGAAUGUUGAUUUUUAAAAUGGAAAUUUCCUUUAAAGGCAAAAACAAACCGUGCAUGGUCUUCCUAUGUGUUUUGUGAAAACACUUCACCACUUGGUUUUUCUUGUUCUAUAAAACAUGUUUGUUUUUCUCUCGGCUGAAGAAGACCACUCCUCUCUUCUGAUACUUCAUCUCUGAGCUCUACUAAGGAGCUCUUUUAUUUUCUGAGAAGUGGGGAAGGGGUUGUCCUAUUUCUUUGCAUAGGUAUGUAUAUCUAUGGGAACUUGAGAAAUCCAGUUGGGUUUUUGAAGUGGGCAGUGAAACCAAUCUUUAAAAGAAGAGAGACUUCUGUUUUUUUCCUUUUGAGGGAAAUUAACUUCCAUUUCACACUGCUUCUCCCACCAGUUUGCUAAUAUUCUGUAUAAGGAUUUUUCAAUGAUUGGACAUCUGGAUCUGUAUAUAUAUUCAGAUCUCUAUGUUUUCUCUAUACUUAAGAUAUGUAAGUUGCUUUUAGAUCAUGUCUUUUACAAAUGCUCUGUACAAACCUCAGACAUUUUGAGACUGAGAAGAUAUCUGUUGCUUUCUAUUUUGGUCUUGUUACAUUAUAAUGGCAUUAAUUUUAAUCUGUAUAACCGAUGGUCUAGAAUUUGGUAGAGAAGUCCCCUUAAUUGUGGGAGCAAGGUGUUGCAGACACAAACACAUUAGGUGUGGGGUGGGAGUUGGUGGGAGACCCCUGUUGUCUUGCAAGUCAAUCCAGAAUUCCCAACACAGCCGGGAUUUGAGUGAGGAGAGAGGCGACAGGCCAGUCCUACAAUCUCAUCAGUGGGGAGAGACCUGGAGGGAGAAUCCAGUACCUCUGCCAUGCCUUUUGAUCAUCAUACCACCAACUUCUCAGCAAAGAUCAAGGGUGGCAUUGUGAGACCAGUCUGCAUUGACACCAGUACAAGACUGUAGACCUACAGACAUUAUAAAGCAAGUAGGAAUUACAGCUUACAUUGAAUCAGCAUGAAUGGAUUGUGCAUGUCCAUAAUCCAGGACUAUUGCGAUGUUACAAGGGGUGAAAAAAACACCUACUGCUCCUUGGCCUGUAAGCCAGGAAAUGUGGCCGUGAUGCAAAUGACUCCAAGCAUCACAAGACUAGGCUGUUGGAAUACCAUCUCUCCCUGGAAACAAGACCUGUUACACCAGACAUCUCGGGUGACUUUGAGCUGAAAUAUGCUGCCGUGACAAUCGCAGUGCUAGCGUUCCUGACAGAUUCAUCGGAUCACGCUUAGAUUGGACUCGUAUGGCUCCUUGCCUGGACAGCUAUUGGUAAAAAAAAAUUGGGCUGGAUCAAGGAGCUUUACCUGUGAGUUAUACAGCCUGCAGGUGAGAAUCUCUAUUCUAGAUGGAAGAAGCAGGUGAGCAGGAAAGUGGCUGGGCUUUGCAGUAUAAUCAACCAAAUGGUAGUUGUGGACAUUUGGGGAUCUGUUUUGUUAGCGUAGAUUCCAAUGGACCGUCCACUCGGUGCAGAGCUAUUCCUGGUCUUCCAGAGACGUUGCCUGACACCUGAUGCGUGGGUGUUUGCGUUGCCCCAUGAACGAGAGCCUGCCCGGCCACACCUCCACCUUCAGUGCCAACUUGUUAUGCCUGAACCAACAUCUGGAGCCACAUCUGUGUGAAUCCACUUACAUGUUUGGACCUACAUUUGGGCUUUACAAUCUUUUCCUGAUAUGGCCAAUAGACUGUGAGGAAAAAACACCCUCACUUGCACUGGGUUUGUCUAGCUCCCACAAAGCUGGUCCUCAGUGUGUCUGUCUUUGAUGCCUUCAAGUUUUGGAACCCAACGAUGCCAUCGUCUUUCCACUUCAGCUCUCCUUCCUGCAAGGCCUGGCCUCUCCAUCUGCAUCCAGAAACUCUGAACUGUAUCCAGGAACUCAAGCUGAAGAAAAGAAGGGGCCUUGGGACUAUUUUGGGCGAGUGGGGAUUGCCGUUGCGUUAAAUACAUACUGGGGGAGCUACAGCAGCUCCGUGGUGUAUUCCACCUGUGUGAAAGAGGGACUGGUUUAACUAUCUAGAAUUCUAGAUGGUUUUCUGCUCCUUGAUUCUGCUAUUGCUUUAAUGGGUCAAUCUAGUACAAAAACAUCACGUUAAAUUCUACGGAAGUGGGGGGGAGGUAACUUACUGGGUAUGCUCUCUCUAUUACAGCCUGCCAGGUGAUCUAGCAACAAUUUUCUAAAAUAGUUCUCGGGGAAACAGGAUGUGGCCAGCUGCCUUAAACUGUGUUUUUGUCUGCAAACACCAAUGCCUUAUCUAGUUGUGUUGUGGGUUGCUCUAGGAUGAUUGACAACGGGGAAAGCGGUUCUUUUCUCCCUUCUUUUUUGAUACAGAGCACCAGAUUCUAUUUAAAAUGUAAAAAUAUGAAUGGGUUCUGAAUUGCUUGGCUUUGGGAUUACUGUAUGGGCAUAGCUAAUACAGUAAGUAUGGAAGGAGAAGGGAGAAAGAGGGCUGCUUCUUUGGUAUGGAAUUUUGUUCAGCAAAAGGGCCACUGGGGCUUUGGAAUUGUAAGAGGUGUCCUCAGACUUCGCUGUAAGUCUGGUAGCCUUCAGCCAGCUGAAUAUCUCUGAAUAUCUUUGCUCCUUACUUCUCUGGAUGGUGUGAGUUCUGAAAUAAAGUUUUGCUAGAUAAGUACAA
Molecule: messenger RNA, 6857 nt
Organism: Hemicordylus capensis (graceful crag lizard)
Lineage: Eukaryota; Metazoa; Chordata; Lepidosauria; Squamata; Cordylidae
Product: zinc finger BED domain-containing protein 4-like
Exons: 2
Coding region: 668-3133 (821 amino acids)
Molecular function (GO): protein dimerization activity
Source: RefSeq, a predicted model, not a curated record